This is a messenger RNA of Fraxinus pennsylvanica, 348 nucleotides long. The record is from the annotation of a GenBank genome assembly. NCBI's taxonomy places the organism in Eukaryota, Viridiplantae, Streptophyta, Magnoliopsida, Lamiales, Oleaceae.
AUGGGGUUUGGAGAGUGGACUGGGGAAGAGAGAACCAAGGGUGAAGCGAGGCAGAUGCGGUGGUGGGGUUGGUGUAGGAGGAACAGUGGUAGUGGGAGGAUGGUGGUCAGACGACGACGGGUCGAGUGUGAGGAAUCCGUAGCUAGUGGAUGUGAGAGAGAGAAUGUGGUGGCUGAAAGCAGCAGAGCCGUCGAUUUGAGAAAAUUCACAUUGGCGCAGUGGCAAAAUUGUGCCUGGUACUUCAAGUCUUUGAUCGAGGAUCAAAGACAAAGGAGAAAGCCAGAGAAAUUCUUAAAUCGCAUGCAAGAGCAUGGAGGAAUUCAUCAUGCAUUCCAACGCACUUGUUAG